This is a messenger RNA of Ipomoea triloba (trilobed morning glory), 1506 nucleotides long. RefSeq lists its product as uncharacterized. Bases 69 to 1361 code for a protein of 430 amino acids. The record is from RefSeq and is a predicted model, not a curated record. NCBI's taxonomy places the organism in Eukaryota, Viridiplantae, Streptophyta, Magnoliopsida, Solanales, Convolvulaceae. The transcript is spliced from 12 exons.
AUCUAGAGACUAUCAAUCUGAUGUACCCACCAGCUCCAAACCACAUGACAACAGAUCGAUCGGAUUGAAUGGGUUGCGCAUCGUCAGCAUAUGCGUUUGGAAGGAAUAAGAAGACGAAGAAGACGAUUCCUGAGGUCACAAUCUUCACUCCCUCCAUUCGGGUUCCCGUCUACUCUGAUCUGUUUCCGGCUACCACUCUCAUUCCCAAGGAUCUUGCUCGCACAAUCACUUCACUUCGGAAUCAGAUUGUUUUAGUUGCAGAGGACACCGAGGCAUCUGCUAUUACACAGUUGCAGCAAGCACUCCAACAAUACGUGCCUCUUCUCCUUGGACUCGCCACAAAAGAGUAUGGACUUGAUGAAGUGGGGGAAUUCAAGUGGAAAAACUUGGAAGAUGGAAAAGAGGAAAUGAUGUGUGAAGCAAACUUGUGGUUUGAACUGCUCUCUGUCCUACACAUGAUGGCUAUGCUAACAUUGGUAGAGGCAAAUUCGAAGCUCAUUCCCAAAAACACUACUGAUUCUUGUGGAAGGCAGCUUCUUACUACAGAUUGCAUGAGGGAUGCUGUGGAUUUGUUGGUGAAAGCAGCAGGAUACUUGGACUUGUGUGUCAGAGAUAUUUCUCUACGUUUACAUCCAGAUAUCAAGGAGAGGUUGCCUGUGGAUUUGCAGGAGCAAGUACUUGCAGCAAUCUUGAAUCAAGCAUUAGCACAGGGGACUGAAAUCCAGUUCAGUUUGGCCCUUGAAACUCAAAAUGCCACUCUAUCAGUGAAGAGGAGGCUGGCAUGUGAACAGCUAAGUUAUUUUGGUCAGGCUCAUUGCUGCUUGUCGGAAGCUAACGACAGUAAAGGAGCAACACAGAAGCAUUUGAUGUUCAUUAAAUGGAAAUAUCUUGAAGCAAAGGCAGCAGCUUACUACUACCACGGGCUGAUAGUGGAGAAGGGCACAGAGGCAUCCUCUUCCCAUGUUAGUGCACUGUGUUGUUUCCUUGCUGCAGAAGAGCUCUUGGCAGAGAGCAAAAGGGCCUGUUUGAGCUUUUGCCUUGCCAAUCCUGUCACCAGGGCUCCUCCACCAUGGGGUGCAAUGAAGCACUUAAACAAAAAGAUCCCUGAAACUGCAUUAAAGAAGUCUCAGAUGUACGGCUACCUUCUAGACCAGCAAGAAAAGACAGUACAGUUGCUGAUGCCGGAUCUUCCAGAGUUCCAGUUGUCACUAAAACCCGAUGACUACGUAUUGCCAGAAGUUGAUUCAGCCUGGGAUUCCAACAACUCGAAUAUUCCUAUUCCUAUUCCUAUUCCUGCCCAAACCCUCAAGGACCACCUUAAAGAUUGUGAUGAAGAUGUGGCACAACAGUCUGGGCUGUAACUUUACUUAACUAAUGCGCUUAGCUUCUUAAUUCAUUCAUUAUGUCAUUAAUGUACUAAGUAUUUAUUAACAACUAUCAGUAUAUUACAUGUAUGCUCAAGUUCUUUAAACAGUACAGUAGUUUCAUACAACUCCUCGCUCUUGU